AUGGAGUCGCAGGGGAAGAACAACGGAUCGCCCCUGAUCACGCGUCGAGUCGAGGCCAGCACUUUAUUCCUCGCCACGACCCCGCCGACCGAGCCGAGCGGCGGCGGCGAGCCCGAGCUCGCUGUGCGGCUGAGGUGCCACGUGACCAAGUACAUCCGCGCCGGGCGCGGGCGCGGGCAGAGACAGGUGUACGUCUACCGCGGGUCCGGCGCCGAGGCGAGCCUCGUCGCCGCCGUGCCCAGGGACGUCCUGGUCGACGAGGACAGCGUCCGCGACGUGAUGCGGCUGCUGCUGAGGGCGAUCUGGCCUCUACGGGACCUCGACCUCACCGACGACGAGUGGGAGGCCAUCCUGCCCGAGGACGUCGUGCCGCAGCUCGCCGACCUGGCGCGGGGCCUCGACGAGGGCAGCCGCUCUGCCGCCGUUGUGGAGCUGGCGGUGGACCGCCAUAUCAGGUACAGCGCGCCCCGGGUGCUUAUGACGGCAUGCAGGGGGGCGCCGCCGGCGACGGAGGGGAAGGACGACGGGUGCAGCAUCUGCUUGGAGGUGUUGCACGAGGAGGCUGCGGCGGCGGGGAAGGGCGUGCCCGUGGAGCUGCCGGGGUGCGCGCACGCCUUCCACCGCCGGUGCAUCUCCAAGUGGUUCCGUAAGAAGCCGACGUGCCCGCUGUGCCGGGGGAACGUGACCAAGCACCUGGACCCGGAGCUGCAGAAGGAUAUCCUCGAGUUCAGCCAUGAUGAUGAUCCAGAUCGACCCACUGUGCUCCAAUUUUCACGACUCUUUUAG
Molecule: messenger RNA, 786 nt
Organism: Setaria italica (foxtail millet)
Lineage: Eukaryota; Viridiplantae; Streptophyta; Magnoliopsida; Poales; Poaceae
Exons: 1
Coding region: 1-786 (261 amino acids)
Source: RefSeq, a predicted model, not a curated record